GCAGGAAGUCAAGGCGAGCCAACAAAUCAGUUCAGAGUUCUAGUGGAAUAGCUAGUAGAUCUAGUGGUUAUGCAAAUGCACAUGGCCGAACUGGGAAGGAGAAUAACCACACUGUCUGGCAGAAGGUAUUAAGAAGUUCAAGUAAUGAAGGUGUUCCAAAAAGUAUUAAUUGUGGUCAGCUCGAGCCCAGCUUUGGCUAGCUUUGACUACAACGACGCACUCAACAAGACUUUGCUGUUUUUUGAGGCUCAGAGGUCCGGUAAGCUCCCGGAGAAGCAGCGGGUCAGCUGGCGUGGCGAUUCUGCACUGAAGGAUGGGUUCGAACAAGGGGUUGACUUGGUUGGAGGAUACUAUGAUGGAGGUGGGCAUGUGAAGUAUGGGUUCCCUAUGGCCUUCACUAUGACUAUCCUGUCUUGGGGUGCUGUGGAGUAUGCCAAGGAGCUGACUGCAGCCAGCCAGCUUGAGUACACACUUGAAGCCAUCAGAUGGGGUACAGACUACUUGAUCAAGGCCCAUAACAAGCCAGACAUCCUCUGGGCUCAGGUUGGUAAUGGAGAAUCUGACCAUUUCUGCUGGCAACGGGCCGAGGACAUGACGACGCCAAGGACCGCCUACAAGCUGGACUCAAACAGCCCAGGUUCAGACCUUGCUGCAGAGACUGCAGCUGCCAUGGCUGCUGCCUCCAUAGCCUUCAAGCCUUAUGACUCGCGUUACUCUCAACUUCUUCUCUUACAUGCCCAACAGCUCUUUGAUUUUGCUGAUGAAUUCCGAGGGCGUUACGACACUAUAGUCACCGUGGCCCAGGACUACUAUCCCUCUACUUCUGGUUAUAUGGACGAGCUGUUAUGGGCAGCAGCUUGGCUCUUUAGGGCAAGUGGGGAUGCUAAAUAUUUGAAGUAUGUGGUUGAUAAUGCCAACGAAUUUGGCGGGACAGGGAUGGCCGUCACGAAGUUCGAUUGGGAUAACAAGUAUGCUGGCAUACAGAUCCUUCUAUCAAAGUUGAUGAUGGAUGGGCAGGGCAAGCAGUACAACUCAACAUUGGCUCAGUUCCAAGACAAGGCUGAGUACUUCCUAUGUGCAAACUUGCAGAAGAACAAUGGCUAUGAUGUCGACAUGACUCCAGGGGGUCUGCUGUUUGUGGAUGAAAAUAACAACAUGCAGUAUGCUUCUGUUUCUGCGUUCCUUCUAGCAGUUUAUUCUGACUAUCUCCUCUCAACUAAUGCUGAACUCAGCUGCGCUGAUGCCAAACUCAAACCUAUGGAUAUCUUGACCUUUGCACAGUCACAGGCCGACUACAUCCUCGGAAAGAACCCCAAGUCCAUGAGCUACCUGGUUGGAUUCGGCGCCACCUUCCCUACCCACCUCCACCACCGGGACGCUUCGAUCGAGUCGAUAAAGACUAUGCCAGAUCCAGUGGGCUGCGUCGAAGGGUUCGAGUCAUGGUUCAAGCGCAACGAGAGCGAUCCCAACUUGUUGGCCGGCGCUCUGGUCGGAGGUCCGGACAGGAACGACAGCUUCAUGGACGAGAGGUGGAACCACGAACAGACGGAGCCGACGACGUACAGUGCCGCUCCUCUCGUUGGUCUGUUCGCCAAGCUGAACAGUGUGUUCAAGAACUCAGGAAACUCUACAGAUGGCGGUCCUCAGACUUCCAGUGCUGCAGGAAACCACAGUAAACCAGCAGAGGGGGAGGGGCCGGUGACUUUCGUUCACUCGGUGACCAACUCAUGGAGGCAGAAUGAGACGACGAUGUACCGGCACAGAGUGGUGGUGAAGAACGUGUCGGGGAAGACGAUCACGGAGCUGAAGCUUCAGAUCGAGGGGCUGACGGGGCACCUGUGGGGGCUGCAGCCGGCCGACGGGAAGAACGUUUUCACGCUGCCCAAGUGGCUGCCGGAGGUGAAACCAGAGCAGGAGUUCGACUUCGUCUACGUCCAGGAGGGCCCUCAAGCCCACAUCUCUGUUCUCAGCUGCAAUUGAUAAACUAGGCUCCUCCAAGUGAAAGAUGAAGGCGUUUGUUUUCUCCUGCUUUUUCGUUCUCCGUGUUUGUGUGAGUAAUUCGUGUCUGAGUUUCGGAUUGUUCUUUCUCCUUCCACAAUUGUUCUCAAAAAUGUCACAAGGGACACGCUUAAAAGAACACGAGACACGUUGUUUUUUCCUUUUUUUGGUGUUGCUGCGCUUUUAAUGCGGUCAGACACAGCAUAUGUGUAAAUUGAAGUGUCCUUGUCAUGUAAAAGCGUUUCAUAUUUA
Messenger RNA from Nymphaea colorata (pocket water lily), 2250 nucleotides. Its product is annotated as endoglucanase 5-like. Gene Ontology annotation, biological process: carbohydrate metabolic process. Gene Ontology annotation, molecular function: carbohydrate binding; hydrolase activity, hydrolyzing O-glycosyl compounds. The coding region runs from base 145 to 1980 and encodes 611 amino acids. The record is from RefSeq and is a predicted model, not a curated record. The transcript is spliced from 11 exons. NCBI's taxonomy places the organism in Eukaryota, Viridiplantae, Streptophyta, Magnoliopsida, Nymphaeales, Nymphaeaceae.